Cryptococcus amylolentus CBS 6039 is the source of this 558-nucleotide messenger RNA. RefSeq lists its product as hypothetical. The coding region runs from base 1 to 558 and encodes 185 amino acids. Lineage: Eukaryota; Fungi; Basidiomycota; Tremellomycetes; Tremellales; Cryptococcaceae. The record is from RefSeq and is a predicted model, not a curated record. The transcript has 4 exons.
AUGGCCGCUCCCACUUCCACUCCGAUUGCUGCCCAGUCCCGCGCCCGCUCUGCCCCUUCUCUCGUUCGAACGUCGUCCCCCCUUUCCUUACGGGCCUCCAAUGAGUCUGCGACAGCUCCCUCUGAGGCGAGCCGUUCCACUCUGCACAUGCCCACGCCCAGGCAGCCGACCUUCGGCGACUCGCUCCCCGACCCUGCCUUUGUCAGAUCUCUACCUGAGGCAGAAGCCCAUGUGGCAUUGAUGUUGGUUCUACGGGCGGCCGAUUAUAAUGACCACCGCACCUUCUUGAAGGCCGGAAGCGAGUCGCGAAAGGUCGGCUGCCUGGGCACCCAUUGGAGGCCUCAAUCUUUGGGAGAUGGUAUUAGCAGGCCGUACGAGACUCUAGGAACUACUCCUUUGCCAGACAGCCUGGCAUUCCGAUUGAGACAAGCAGAUUUGGGGUCCGAUGACGAAGAGCCGGUUGAGAAGCCUUACCCAGCCCUUUCCGAGAAGAUCAAGAAGAGGCAGGCGCAGAAUAGAAAGCUGGAGAAAGAUAGCAUAGGGAAGAGGAAGAAGUAG